CGCGUUUGAAGUGGAAGACAAUCAAGGAAUGACAACAAACUGAACUUUAAAAAUAUAUUUGCAUCAAUUUUCCCAAAAUUUAUUUGAUUAGAAAUAAUGGCUUCGGUCGGCCUGCGAACUGCGUUUAACGAGCAUUUAUUCGGAGAACCCGAACAGGAUGCCAAUACAGCUCUAACAGAAUUAGACAAGGGACUGCGUUCUGUGAAAAUCGGUGAACAAUGUGAGGCAAUUGUUCGUUUCCCUAGGCUCUUUGAAAAGUAUCCAUUUCCUAUCCUCAUAAAUUCAGCUCUGCUCAAGCUAGCGGAAGUCUUCAGGACAGGAACCAACUUCCCAAGACUAUGUGUCCUCAGAGUCUGUCAGCAAAGCGAAAAACACCUAGACAAGAUCCUUAAUGUAGAUGAGUUUGUAAAACGGAUUUUCACAGUUAUUCAUUCCAAUGAUCCAAUUGCCAGAUCACUGGCAUUAAGGACUCUGGGCAGCAUGGCCAUCAUCAUCUCUGACCGGAAGUCUGUCCACCACAGUAUUCGCGACAGUUUAGACUCUCACGAUGCCGUUGAACUAGAGGCAGCUAUCUACGCCGCCUCCAAGUUUGCCGCCCAGUCUCGAACAUUCUCCGUCAACAUGUGCAGCAAAAUCGCCGAAAUGAUUCAGGGCUUGGCCACACCUGUAAAUAUCAAGCUAAAACUAAUCCCCAUACUACAGUAUAUGCAUCACGAUGCCCAUACAGCUGCCAUGGUACGUCGUUUAUGCGCGCAGCUUUUGCCCAGCUAUCCUGCCCAAAAUUUUGUGUGCGUUACACUGCACACAUUGACACUGCUGGCUAGCGAAACUCUAGUUGAGAUACCUCAACAAUUACUAUUACUCCUCGAAUACCUUUGCGAUUCGAGGAGGGGCGUUCAGGCCCAAGUGUUAUCUGAUUUGAAAAUCCUGGCUGUUAAAGGCGCUCAUUUGUGGACUACUUCGAACGUGGAUGGCCUCAUAGAUUUAUUGCUUGAUCAGCCUCAGUUGGAAUUGCAGAGACGAGCGCUAGAUGUUCUUGUCACGCUGGCUAUGGCUGAGGCUGCCAAUUGUUUUACUCUUAAAGCUGAUACAAAGCUACACUUGAUUUGGAACCAGUGUUGCUACAGUUGCGAUCGCUCUGUUGCAGCCAAAGCAGUUCAGCUCCUUGUGCAACUAGUAAUCAUUUCAAGCAAGCAAGGCGGGUCCACCUCUUCAAUUCCAGAUCUCAGUCAAGACGCGGCUUUAGCUGUAGAGUCGCUCAUGUUGGGUCUUUGCUUAGCCGAAAAUACCGAAGAAAGGGAACUUAAAAUUGUCUUGGCAUCGGCCGUCCAACUGAGCCGCGUGGCCGGAGCAGAAGUCAGCGCGGCCAUGGUGGAUUGCUUGACUCGUCUUUUGCUUCUAUCAUCUGGUCCCACACUGGUCUUGCUCUGCCAAGCUUUGGCUGCCAUAGGAGAUACCCAACCCUCCGCUAUCAUUCCAGCUUUAGUUGAUAUCAUGUCCAUGCUAAAAAAACUAACCGUUCAGAGCAAUCAAGAAGUAUUGGCUAUCCCUCUACUAUGCGUCCUGAUGUUUCAAACGCACGCCGCGCAUUGUUGGUCUCAGCAGGCCAAUGAAGUAGUUAAUGACGCCAUUUUCAGGGUGGAUUUGUGGGUGGCUUUUCGUAUCGCCCGCUCCGCCACAAGGUACGGGCAUCAUGCGAUUGCAUACAAAAUAUUUGACCGCCUGCUGGGCCAUUUAUCGACGGAACAUCUUUAUUUUUGGAUCCAGGGGCUGCGUGAUUUCACCUUAGCUGAAUCUCACCUAUCCGGACCCGAUGCUAGGUCAACCGUUUCUCUUAUGGAACGAUUAGUGCUGGCAGCCAAACUUUACUUGCAGGGUUUAUCCUCUUUGAAGGCGGCUACUAGCCCAACACGCGUCCUUCAGUUCCAAGCGGAAUUCGGACGACUACGUGUUGAAUUUCUUUCGGCGUGCUCUCAACUUGUUCAGGCUUGUCGAACGCUGCAGACGGCUCCGCCACCUGCUAUCGCCCAUGCAGUAGCGGCUGCCACUCGCGAUGAAUUACAACGAUGCGGACGAAUUACUCAUCAGUUGAGAAAGUCAGUUGUAGCACUCCGCCAGGUGGCUGAAGCGUUAUCCAAACUUGGACAGAGCGCCUUCGACGCUGAUCCGGAGAGCCUCACCAACUUGCAAUUACAGAAACAAAUGGCACUGAUUUUGGCGCAGACGGUCGAGUCUACCUGUCUCAGAGCCUCGCAGCAGGGCGUCAUGACCGCCGAAGACGAUUUACCUGUGAUCAACAAAACUGUGCAAACUGAACACGUUGCUGUUCGUAGCAUGGCUCUCAGAUGCGCCGAAUCGGUGGAUCUUGUACGAUGUUUCCGUGAUAGGAAUCCGGAUUUGAAACUCAUUAAUCAUUUGAACGUCGGAUGCAUUAUGGAUUGCUUGAAGCUUUUGGUUGAAACGCCUCUGUGUUUCCCACGGUUCAUGUUUCAAACACUUCAGACCACCUCAAUCAAGUUGGCAGUGAGCCCACAGCCGAGAGUAGCAGGUGAAGCUAUUACUACUACCAUGGGCUCUCAACUUGCUGUUAAGGUGGAAGGAAUCGUUCAGGUGACGUCAAGUCAGCGAUCAUCAGGACGAAGAGUACGGGCCGUUCAAGUGACUAUCCAGUCCAAUCCAACCAAUCCUACUGUUGGACCGGAUGGCAAGCCGGUCGAGUCCAAUGUCAGUAUGAACAAAACCGUUGAACCGCACAAUGACUAUUUCUCGGCUCAAUUUUUACUGACGUUCGCUGCUGCCGGCCUACACCAAGUUUUUGUUGAAACGGCCUUGCUGGACACCUUCGAUGCGUUAUGGAAUGCUGGACCUAAAGCACAGUUGUCCGUUAAGAUCUUUGAAGAAUCAGGUUCAUCGAGAACGACGUCAAGUAGUUCAUCUGCUGCUGCGAGAGUCUCUGUCGCUGCGACCUCUUCAAGGAGCUAAUUUAUCCUUAGUUCAUGCCGUUUUAUCUGAAUAAAUUGUUUCUUACCCAAC
Molecule: messenger RNA, 3033 nt
Organism: Daphnia carinata
Lineage: Eukaryota; Metazoa; Arthropoda; Branchiopoda; Diplostraca; Daphniidae
Gene: INTS7
Product: integrator complex subunit 7-like
Exons: 9
Coding region: 97-2982 (961 amino acids)
Biological process (GO): snRNA 3'-end processing
Cellular component (GO): integrator complex
Source: RefSeq, a predicted model, not a curated record